AUGAUGAAUGCAAAAAAUGUAAUGAGAAUUGCUAAACAUGUCAAGCAAAUUAAUGCACAAGCUGUUUUGAUGGCUAUUUACUUUCUGACUUUAACUGCAAAUUAAUUUAUACCUGCCAUGAUUUUUGCAAGACUUGCUCAGGAAUUAGAGAUGAUUAAUGUGAAAGCUGCUAUGAUAAUUUUUAACUUUAAGACCAGAAGUGUUUUUGUGAUACUUCAAAAGGAUAUUACAUUUAAAAUAAAUCGUGUCUCCAAUGUGAUAAGGCUUGUAAGACUUGCUAUGGAAGCACCAGUAGUGAAUGCAUAAUUUACUAAGAGGAGUAAAAAGUCUCAGAUAAUCCCAGUGAAGAAACAUUUAUGA
Molecule: messenger RNA, 360 nt
Organism: Tetrahymena thermophila SB210
Lineage: Eukaryota; Ciliophora; Oligohymenophorea; Hymenostomatida; Tetrahymenidae
Product: transmembrane protein, putative
Exons: 3
Source: RefSeq, a predicted model, not a curated record